This is a messenger RNA of Medicago truncatula (barrel medic), 1675 nucleotides long. RefSeq names its product tudor domain-containing protein 3. The record is from RefSeq and is a predicted model, not a curated record. NCBI's taxonomy places the organism in Eukaryota, Viridiplantae, Streptophyta, Magnoliopsida, Fabales, Fabaceae. Bases 72 to 1385 code for a protein of 437 amino acids. The transcript is spliced from 7 exons. Gene Ontology annotation, cellular component: nucleus.
AUUUAGCGAAACUCCCACUUUACUUACGCCAUCCCGUUCCCAAAAUUUAAAUUUGAAUUGAAAUAUUGAAGAUGCAGGAGAGUUCGAGAGACUCGGAAUCAGCAGCAAUGGUGAUAGAAACCCUAAGAAGAAAGGGUUGGUAUUUGGAAGAAACCGAUGAUUUAAAGGCAAUAAUCGUCAUUCAAACCGCACUAGCCGAUGACCCUUCCAAGGUGUUUGAGUCUGUCGAAUCGGAACUUCUCAAUUCCGACCUCAAAUCCAUCGGAGCCAAGUCCUUACCCGAACCAUCUCUUCUUCGUACCACUUCUUAUCUCCAUGGACCCAAAGUUCUUCAGAUAUCUUCAGUGAGGGACAUAUCUAUGAGCAGUGUGGAUAAUAUUUCAAGAAAUUCAAGUGGUCGGAGACUUCUAAGACUGUGUCUCACGGAUGGUCACUCGGAGAUAACUGCCGUUGAAUACACUCAUAUUCCAUUUUUACCUGACAAUGUUGUUCCUGGUACUAAGAUUCGUUUGGAAAAUAAAGUUCCAGUUCAUAGUGGUAUAGCUUGCUUAAAUCCUAAAGCAUUGACUGUAUUAGGAGGUGUUGUUCAAUCACUAUAUGAAGAAUGGCAAAUGAACCAAAAAUAUUCAGGAUUUUCUCGGUCAUCUAUAAGGAAGCUAGAGGAUCGUGAUUCAGGUGGUCCUCCUCCAUUUGUGAAGCUGCAGGUUGGAUCUACCACAGGUUAUGCAGAUUAUAACUCUAGAAGUGGCAAGCCCAUUGCUGGAGCUAGUAGAGCUGAGAUGAGGCCAACUGAUAUCCAGCAAGACCGAAAUCGGAAAGAAGAUCUCUUGGACGCAAAUCUAAAAUCCAAACCGCCUCCAGAACGAGCUGAAGGCAAACUUAGUAGUUCAGAGUUAAGGCCAAAAGAAAGAGCUGAAGACAAACCUAGUAGUUCGGGGACAAGGCCAAAAGAAGUUGUGGAGUCUGUUCCUGUACAAAAUCAAGCAGCUGCACAAAAAUUACUUCAGAAACUGAAUCAACCAUAUCAGCGUGGUCGACAUCCUAGGGGUCGAGGACGUAGGGGAAAGGGUCAAGAAGAGGAUGAAGUUGUAUUUACUCUGGAAGAAUAUGAAAAAAGAAAGGCCCAAGUAAAACCUUCUAAUAAUGACGAGGUUCUAGAUAUUAGCCGUGAUGAGGAUCUUGCUUGGCAGCUUCAGAAUCAAUUUAACCUCGAACAUUCCCAGGUACAAAGGGGUCCUCAGGAAUCUGAAGCGGAGAACAUUCGAAUGAGCAUGUUCACAUACGAAAAGGAUUCUGAUGAUAGCUAUCAAAUGGGAAGAGGAGGAAGAGGUAGAGGAAGGGGUAGAGGUAGGGGAAGGGGUAGAGGAAGGGGGAGGGGAAGAUGAAGUUAACAUUAUUGUGUGUCUUGGAUAUUUUUCUUCCUUUUAUUUUCAAAAUUGAUCUUUUUUUGAUACUGAAGUAGAAUUCAUUGAUAUGUUAGUCUUAUCUCUUUUCAUCAACCUUUAUGUAGAUAUGCUUAACAUGUCAUCACCCAAUAUCUCUAUUUUCUUUUGUAUACGAAUUUCAGUAUCUCGAUUACUCAGGGAUUGUUCAAACAAUUAUUUAGGGAAGAAAAUCGCAUAAUUUGGUGAGGGUUUAUGCUGUGAUGAAGUGAAUGCAUGAUUGAUUGAUUGAA